This is a messenger RNA of Ectocarpus sp. CCAP 1310/34, 8009 nucleotides long. NCBI's taxonomy places the organism in Eukaryota, Phaeophyceae, Ectocarpales, Ectocarpaceae. The record is from the annotation of a GenBank genome assembly.
AUGGCAUCAUCGAAGGACCCGCGUUGGCCACGCCUGCUGCCACGUCCUCAAGGAAGAAACAAGACCACCCAGCAGGAGCACCAGAAGCUGGGAGCGGUGGAACAAUCAUCAGGGCCGGACGCCACCGCUACCAGCCCCGGGAGGACCCCGAUAUCGCCGGGCUGUGCGCGGGCUAACGGUACCGACCGCAACACGUCCAAGCUCACAGUGGUGGGCUCCGGGCGCCACCGACCCCCGUCGCUGGUCUGUCCCUCCGCGCACUCCGCCACCACGGCCGCCAUCGAUAAGCCGCCCCCGACCAUCGUCGUCUUCAACUCGCCCAUGUCAUCCGCCACUAGCUCUGCUGCCGACGCCGCCACCGCCGUCGCCGACGACAACAAUGUCGAUGGUGACAGCAGCUCCGUCGAUGCCGGCUCGCAGUCCAACAACAGCUCGGGAUCCGACUGGGCCGCCCUCUGCCACCACCCUUCCGGCGCCAACGACAACAACAGCAACAGCGCCGUCAGCCCGGCGGCGGGGGGAGAACUCCGUCAGGACUACGCUGCCGCCGCCCAGUUGCUCGGCGUCCCGACAAGGAUCAUCUCGACGACGGAGAGUAGGUCGAACCCUCCGUCUCCUACCGGUAGCGACGAAGCAGCCUCAGUGGGUAGUAUCCCGGCCGACCAGCAGCAGGAGAAGAAGGAGGAGCAAGAGAGGAGGAAGCAGCGGAGGGAGGCGGACUUGCUUCUCCAGGCGGGCAUUGCGCGGGUGGCGGGCACGGCUCGCUCGUCGUCGCUUUCGCCCGCUGCUGGUGCUGCGUUGGACCAGAGGAGGAACACACACGGCGGCGGCGGCGGCAGCGGCAGCGGCAACAUUCGCAGCAAAGCGCUGCCGCAGCCGCGUCCACUUCAGCUGUGGUCGCCGUGGCGGGCGGCAAUGACUGAGGGCGACGACAGCGAACCCGGCGGCGCAGCAGGCAAACUCCCGGCCGCGAAAGCUCUCGACGACGACACGCCGUCUCUGGAGGAGGAGGCAGGCUCGGGCGGCGGUGGGAACGGGCUGUGGCAGUUCUUGGCCAGAGGCGUAGCGGCGCUCGCGGUGCCCGACACGAACCCGGAGGUGCUGACGGAGGCGGCGGCGGCGGCGGCCGAGGAAGCGGCGGCGGCGGCGGUGGCGGCGGCCCUCGGUGCCGGGCCUGUAGUGGUUGGCGGCGAGCCUGUGGAUGACGGAGAUGCGCUGUCGUCGGCGUCGUCGCUGCUGCGCAUGGAGGAGGAGGAGGAGGAGGAGGAGAAGGGCGGCGGCGAAGGAGGGGAGGAGCCGCGGUAUGAGGAGGAGGAAGGUGGUGCUGGUGCUGGUGGCGCGGGCUACGAGUUCUCCGACUUCGACGAGGAGGACGAGGAAGAGGGCAUGAUGGUGGACGUGAUGAGCGCGAUCAUCGAGGGGGAGGCGGAGGACGAGUCGGAACGGUCGUCCUUGUCUCCGUCUUCUACCGCUUUCCGCUCAAACGGUAGCAACAACAACAACAACAACAACAACAACAAUGCCCACAACUACGACGACGACGAAGGCCUCAGACCCGAGCGGUCCGGAGAAGAAGAACAAGCUUCGGACCCCGCCGAGCGAACAGGUGGCCACGAAGAGCCCGUCGGAGGCGGAGACAACGAUUACCAGGGAGGCAAGCAAGAACACGCUGCUGCUGCUGCUUCUGCUGCUGCUGGUGAUGAUGAUUAUGAAGAUGACUCUGACGAGGAGGUGUGGGUGUGGUCGCCGGACGACGUCGAGAUGCGAAGCGAGUUCAGCAGCAUGCCAGGCGGCAGCAGCAUCCGCGGCGACAGCACCAGCUUCCACGGCGACAGCAGCGUGCGCGUUCCGGGGAAUGAUGACCUCGAGGAAGAGGAGACCGACGUCGACGAAGACAUGCCCGUCACCAAGCAAGAGGGUCACCGCAGCAGCAGCAGCAGCAGCGUGGAUGGCAACGGCGGUGAGGGUGGUGCCCGCGACUCGGCGUGCGAGGUUCUGCCGAUGAGCAUCGGUGCCCGCGCUUGCGGAGACUCGGCGUGCGAGGUCCUGCCGAGGGAAGGAGACGACGUGGUCGAGCGGGCCCAUACCAUUGAGAAGAAGAGCGAGGAAGAGGGGAGACAGAAUCAGCAGGUAGUAGAGGUGGUCGAUGCGAUGGAGGAAAGACGCCUGGAGCAGCAGCAGGUGGUGGUUGAGGAGGUCACCACGGAGGAGGCGGUGGCAGAGGCGGCGGGGACGGUGUUGGUGAUGACCGACCCGAGCCGAGCUGCUGCAGGAGAGGAAGAUGGCUCGGACGAUGCUAACACCAUCUCCACGCCCGCAGUCGUUACCGCCGACAACGCCGCGAUCGCCCCCUCGCUUGAAGACAGCAGUCCCGAGGAGGUGGAGGAAGAAGAAGAGGAGCAGCACAGCAGUGACCAGCAGCAGCAGCAGCUCCUGGCUCGCGACAGUUGCAGCCGCAGCCGCGCCGGCAGCAUCAAGGGUGGCGAUGUCGAGUCCGUUGCCUCGGACUAUCAGUGCGGAGGCGGCGGUGGCGGCGGCGGCGGCGGCGGCGACGGCGGCGGCAGCAGCAGCGACAACGCCAGCAGUGACUACCAGUCUGACAAUGACAACCACAAGGAAGAGGAUCAAGAUGGCAACGACAACGACAACGACGACGAAGGGGAGGAGGACGACGUUUUCACCAAGUUCGACAACGAAGCAAUGCCCAUGGCUGCCGUGCCGACAACGGCGACAACAGAAUCAGAACCGUCCGCCGAGGGUGCUCCAUCAUCACCAAGGGGCGAUGCGGCGGCGGCAGGGAACAAAACCGGCGAGGGCGCCGGGGCGGGUGGCGUCUGGGCCGACUUCGGGUGCACGGAUGGGUACGGCGAUGGGUACGGCGACAGCGACGCCGAGAGCGAGUACACACCAGAAGAGGCGAUCGAGGUCCUGCGGAAGGCGGCCAUCAGGUACUCCACCGCCGGGAGGGCGGUGGCGGGGGGGCUCCGCGCCAGCAGCGCCGGGGGGAGGAGCACGGGCAGCCUCAGGAGCUUGCUGCAGCAGGCGGCGGCGGAGGAGGAGGAAGAGGAAGAGGAAGCUGCUACUGGAGAUGGGGAUGGAGGAGGGAAGGGAAUCAGUACUCCUGUCCCGUCUCGUUGGUCGUCUGCCCGCUCUCCGCUGCUUGUCGCCGCCGAGACCGAUAAUUGCGGCGAGGAGGAGGGAGGCGGGGAGCAGAGGGAAAGCCCGGAGAGUAUGCUCAAGAUGGAGAAGAGCUUCAAGAAGGCGUGCGGGAUUCUUGCCGUAGCCGCCGCGACCGCCGGCAUCACGGCGCCGGCAAACUCCGUCGUCGUGACCCCGCGCCCCCUCUCGUCCAUCGUCGAGGGAAGCUCCCCCGGCGUCCAGGCGCCAGAGCCCCCGUCCACUCCGCGGGGCCCCUCCUCAUCCUCCGACGACGACGACAAGAAGAACGGCGCCGCCAUGUUUGCAACUCCCGCGAGGGCCGGUAGGGGCGGUGCAGCCGACGACAGCAGGGACGCCGUUGCCGUGUUUGCCACUCCUGCCCGGGCCAGCCGAAGCGGUGCAGCGGAAGACAACAACAACGGCGCCGCCAUGUUUACAACUCCCGCGAGGGCCGGUAGGGGCGACGCAGCCGACUACAAGAACACCGCCGCCAUGUUCACGACUCCGGCGAGGGCCGGUAGGAGCAGGGCCGGUAGGAGCGGGCGGUUCACCGGAGGAAAGAAGCGGCACAACCGAAUCAUGUGCUCUUCUUUUGAAGAAGAGGGGGAAGAGGAGGACCAAGCGUUUGGGGACGGAAACGACGGCGGCGCGGGUGCGCCUCCUGCCGGCAAGCAUGGCCUCGGGGUGGACGCCGGGUGUUUCGGGAGGCCAAGCAACAACAACGGCAACGGCAGCGGGAUCCGGCGGAAGGGAAGCGGCAUGAUAAGGAACAUCGUCGACGCCGUGACGCCCGGCCGCGAGCCAACUCCCGAGCCGACCCCCGCCAUCGCUUCCGUCCCAAUCACCGCUGCUGAGGUUGUCCCCGCUGUAGAUGGGGCCACCGCGGCGGAGAAAAAUGAGCGUAGUGAUGAUGGGGUCGGUCGCGCGAAUGCCGUGGCGGCCAAAGCUGCCGCCUCCAUAAAGGCCAAGAAGGAUGCGGCCGCCGCUGCUGCUGCCGUCAGCGCCGUGAUCGCGGCGAAGAAGGCGGAGGACAAGAAGAGAGAGGCCGAGGAAGCGGCUGUCGCUGCAGCUGCUGCAGCCGCCGCCGCCGCCGCGGCCGCCGCCGCCGCCGCCGGUGAGGAGACGGCCCCGCAAGAGGUUGUGGUUCCGGCGGAUGCAACGACCCGCGACGAGAGUGUGCAAGACGAGGUGGUGGAACAGGAGGCACAGGUAGGCGGAGAGGAGGAGGUGGUGGUAGUCGGCGUCGUGGCGGACGAGCCGAAGGGGGACGACGAUGCUAUCGUAAAGUCGGAGCGACGUGAGAUGGAGGAGGACGAUGGUGUGGUCGUGGAGGGAGAGCAGUCGAGCGACCGGAAGAUGCUUGUCAGCGAGGGCGUGGUGAUGGAGCGGGCCGACAUCGCUGGGGCUGACCUUGUCCUGGUGAAGGGUCAGCUGGAGGGGGCCAUGAACGUGAAGAACUUGGACAUCGAGAAAGGAGCCAUCGUGAAGGGGGACGUGCUCGCCGACUACGUUACCGUCAAGGGCAGCUUCGACGGGAACAUCGAGUGCAAGGACCUGUUGAUUGUCAGGCGCGGCGGUACGUGCUCUGGAAAGGUCUCGUACGCGGAGAUGAGGGUAGAGCCCGGGGCUAACGUGGAGGCCACCAUGCGACUACUCGGCGCCGCCGAUGCUAAGGACAAGGACGGGUACCCCACCGUCCUCUCUCUGCCCGCUGGCGUCUUCGCGGUCGCACCCACCGCCGCCGCCGCCGUUGCCCCGACGGCAUCGGCGACGGCACCGCCGGUCGCGCCGGAUACCACUUCAGUUGUGCCGCCGCCGUCGCCCACCUCCACAUCCGGAGAGGAGGAGCCGGAGGCGUCGGCGACGUCGACGCCUUCGGCAUCGUCGGACACCCCUGCAGCUGUGGCCGCCGCAGUUGCCCCCGCUUCUCCCGCCGCCGCAGCCGCCACCGCUCCCGCGGAGUUGAUCUCGACGGAACUCCCGAGUCCGUCGAGGCGGUCGUGGACCUGGGCUGAGGUGCGCGCGGCCAGGGCCGGGGGCGCCGCCGCUGGGGGGCUCGUCGGGUUGCGGGCCGCGCGGGCCAGGCGUGCGGCUGCGGCGACGGCUGCUGCCUCUGCCGUGUCGAAGGCGGCCGCGCUCUCGAAGGAGACGGCGGCCGCGGCGGCGGCGGCCGUGCCGGCAGCGCCUGCGGCGGCGCCGGUAUCGCCUGCGGAACCGGUGUCCAAGACCUCUUGCCCUUCGAAGACUAACAAGGCUUCCAAGCUCCCGGCGGACGAGGAAGGCGGCAACAACAACAAGGGAGAGCAGCAGCAGCAGCAGCAGCAGCAGCAGCAGCAGCAGCAGCAGCAGGAGGCCGUUGUGCCAGCGUCGACGGACGAGAGAAAAGUCAACAACGAGGAGGUGGAAGAGGAGGUUGUGCUUGUCACUACCCCUGGGGGCGGGGCUGGGGUCCGCAGACGCGCGUGGGCCAACAGCAACGGCGGCAGCGGCAGCGGCAGCGGCAGCGGUCACGACUUGGUCGACGUUGGGCCCCUUACUUCUCCCAUCCCUUCGGGGCUGCUGAGGAAGCACCGAUCCUUGCACUCGUCGUCGUCGUGUGCGGCCCCCGCGCUGGAGCUCCCGACUUUCACGUUGCCGACGACUCCGGCCGGCCUAGAGGCUGCGGUGGCGGUCAUGGAGCAGAAGCAGCGCGGGGCGGGAGCGGUCAGGCUUUCCGCCAGCAGCGGGGCGGCAAGCAGCGGGGCGGCAUCGGCAGCAGCGGCGGCAGCGGCAGCGGCGGCAGCGGCGGAGAAAGAAGAACCCGAUUCGGUGGCGAAAGUCGCCGUGCCGGGUGGGGUGGACCGCGGCGACGGUGUCGUCAGCACCAGCACCAGCACCGGGCUCACCAUCGUGGCCGUGUCCCCAUGCAACACCAACCAAGUCGGCCACUUCACCACCAUCACUUCGCCCUGCUCGGGGGGUGCUCCUCCUUUCGCUACAACCGCCGCCGCCUCCGGUAGCGGCGGUGUCUCUUCCUCCCUCUCGCCCUCUCGGCGGUUGCUCAGCCCCUCCGCAAAGGGUGCCCUGGUCGAGGAAGGGAAGCGGGCGCUCCUAGCGGCCAGGAAGGAGAAGCGGGAGCGGGAGAGGCUCGCCGAGCUCGCCGCGAGGGUUGCUGCCCCCUCCAAGACGGACGAUGCCGCCGCAGACGAACGUCGUCUAGCCGAGAGCAAGAGGAUGACCCUACAGGAGAAGGCGGCCGCGGCGGUGAUGCCGUGGGGCGCCGGGGUCGGAGUCGCCGCCACUUCGAGGAGAAAAAACCUGGUUGAGGCCAUCCCGGCGUCUUUGUCGCCGAAGCCCAAGAGAGCCGGUGACGAGGGCGAGGCGGAUGUCCUCGAUGACCCUCAACACUACCACCAGCGCUGGCUCCAGCAGCAGCAGAAGAAGAAGCAGCAGGAGAAGGACCAGGAGCAGGAGCAAGAGGAGCCGGCUACUUCUUCCACGAAGAAGCUCGGAGGAGGAGCGAGAGCGUUCCUGCUCAACCUCGUGCCGGGAGCAGAGAGAGUUAACCCCGGCGGCGGCGGCGGCGGCGAAACCCCCGCUACCAAGACCCCCGAGUGCACGCCCCCCGGGAGUUCCAACGGCGGCAGGGAUGCGUCAUCAUCGUCAUCGUCUCAUCAUUUCUCGAGGAGGUUCCGCCGCACCAACAGCCUGGAGAACAAGGGGGACCGCGGAUGGCGGGUGGGAAAGGGGGGGGGCGGCGCGAUGGCCAAGCAGCCCUCGUCCCCCCUGCUGUUGUACUCGAAUUCCGAUGACACCGCGGCACAAUCGACGGCGGUUUCACCCGGAGCCAGCGGCGGAGGCGUUAUGGCGGGAGUGAACCCCGGGGGCGACAGCGGAGGACGAUCGUCACUGGCUCUUGCCGGGGUCGAGAGCGGCAGCAAGAACGGGACGUGCUCCGGCGGCGGUGCCACUGCCCUGGGAGAGAAGACGGCGGGGAUAAUCACGGCGCCGUUUGCGGCGGUCGGCGGGGCGAUCGCUGCCCGGAGGAGGGUCAGGGGGUGGAGGACUGUAGUGGGCGGCGUCGAGGCCGGGGACCUUUACCAAUGAAUGCCAAUGAAUGGGAGGGACCCUUCUACGAUAGUUUUAGCAACAGUUUGUGACAGGGACGGAUCUUUUAACUGCUCUUCUUGGAGUGAUGGCAUCAUCACCCGAGUUGCUACAUUUUGUGGCCUUGCUACAAUCAAUCGAUGAUGAUGCCCAUGACGUAAGCAGAAUAUUGUUGGCUAGCUUUUAUCGACUGAACGAAUGAAUUCAUUUGAUGGGGGGGGGAAAUGGCCACCACGCGUAGAGACUUGUUCGUUCGUGUUUUUUCUGUUGUUUUUCGUUCUGUCCUCCUGUCGAUGUAGCCACAAAGAAAGGUUGAUUGGGUAUCUUCUGCGGGUAUUUGUUGCGCGGUGUGCGUCAUGACUAAUCUAGUUUCUUGGAAUCAGUUAUUCUGUAUUAUUUCCGAGAUCCUUCCCGCGCCGUUGGUUUUAUACGUCCAACGGGGUAGGCGUCAUUGAUUGUUGACAGGAGGUGUGUAUGAUUCCACGGACAGUGGGCGCUUUGUGAUGCGUAUAGAGCAAGGAGAGAGCAGAUAGAUGUGAUGCCGUACGCAUAUCAAUUCAUUAUGUGCAGCAUUUAUUCUCCUCUUUUUCGUGGACCACGUGAGUUGUCGCGUAUGUAUGGUUGGUUUUGUGACAUGUAUACAAUUGUUUUAUAUUUACCGCAUUCGUUCGGUGCUUUGUACACCACGCUCCUCUUUUGUUUUGACGUCCAGUCCAGUUGGGAGUUGUGCUUCCAUGUGCAGGGUGACAUCAGAUAGAAUGCGC